AUGCCGCGAAGUACGUGCUCGAGCUGGAGGAGAAGCUGGUGGCCAGGGAGCGCGAGGCCAAGGCUCUGCGUGAGUAGCUGGAGGAGGCUAAGAACGAGCUCGCCUCAGCAAAGCGGGGCGGACGCGGAGCGGGAGAAGGCUAGGUCCGAGCUCGCCGCGGCUCAGGCGGAGGUGGUGAAGACGAAAGCUGAGCUCGCCGCUGCAAAGCGAUCCGCGGAGGUGGAGCUGGUGAAGGCGAAGGCCAAGCUCGCGGAGGCGGAGCUGGAGAGCGCGAAGGCGACGACGGUGCAGCAGCUCCUGGCCUCCGCGGAGCACGUGCGGCGGCGCGCGGAACAAGCGCUGGAGGGAUACGAGCGCUGGCGAGGUCGUCACCCUCCGGCCGGUCAUGCCGCCUGA
Molecule: messenger RNA, 396 nt
Organism: Triticum urartu
Lineage: Eukaryota; Viridiplantae; Streptophyta; Magnoliopsida; Poales; Poaceae
Source: RefSeq, a predicted model, not a curated record